Trematosphaeria pertusa is the source of this 741-nucleotide messenger RNA. RefSeq lists its product as uncharacterized. The transcript is spliced from 2 exons. The record is from RefSeq and is a predicted model, not a curated record. Lineage: Eukaryota; Fungi; Ascomycota; Dothideomycetes; Pleosporales; Trematosphaeriaceae. Bases 35 to 601 code for a protein of 188 amino acids.
AUCAAUACUAGCUGCUAGGAACCUGCCUUACAAGAUGAGCUUCAAGCUCUUGCUGGCGCUACUCUCCAUGAGUAUGCUCGCUGCGGCUUUUCCCGCUCUACCAGAUAUCACUCCAACGAUGGCUCCCCUCGCUACACCGGACAACGCCACCACUGCGACCGACAAAAACUGGACAAGCGGUAUAUGCCGGUUCCACCUCAAACUGCGCCAGAUUUGCUACCGAAGUUUUCCCGAUUACCACCUCCAGACCUUCGCAGCCUUCACCAACUUCAAGGACGGCGCCGGCCACGAAAUUCAAGACUUGACCGGUGCCACGCCAGACUCUACCAACGUGGACUCCAAGCCCGUCUUCGAGAUCCAUAGACCCGACGGCUUCUACAUGCGCUGGAAGUACUACGAGUGGACGUCCGGAAAGACCCUGAGGGAGAAGAUGACGUUCGCGUUUGGUGGCAAGGACCAUGAUGAUCUGUCGAGCUGCAAUAGGGGCGAUUGGACCGAGAAUAACAAAGAUCUUGGAAUGUAUAAAUAUCGGUGCAUUCAUGAGCCUAAGAUGAAUACAGAAAUGAGGACUCGAGAUGCUGACUGCACGUUCGCCUGCUGAAGGCCUUAUGCAUCACCAACACUUUGCCAUGGCGCGUCAUGAUCUGCACGUCAUCGCUGGCCCCUACGGCAAAUGAUAAAUCUGAGUUGAUUCGGCGGUUGUCCUACAAGAUAGAUCGCGAUCAAAACAAAACUUCGGUC